AUGGCUGGUAUUUAUGAUACUGAAGAGCAGAGAAUUAUUGACAGAAUUAAAUGCAUCGCUUUUCGUGAAGCUCGAGAUGCUGUUGUUCGUCGACCAAAUUAUCAGAAUGACCAAAUUUGGCCAAAAAAUAUCGACGAUAUUGAAGAAGAUGAACGUUAUCGUGAAACAGUUAAAAAUCAAACAUGUAUUGGAGUUUUUGUCAUAUUUACUGCUAAGAGGUUACAUUGGGUAAUCAAAGAUAAAGGUGAAUCAUGGACUGGUCAAUAUUUUCCUGAUAUAAUUUUAACUGAAAACGUAUUUCCGUUCUUAAAAACUGAAGAAAAUGUUAUCGAUCCCGAUGAAGUUGUAUUUGUUCAUGAUAAAGCACCAUGUAUGCAAGCAAAUCAGACCCAACUUUGCUUCAAAACAACGACGUUAAAUUUUGUGAUAAUGAUAUUUGGCCUAAAAUUCCCCCGAUCUGAAUGUGGCGGAACAUAUUGGAACAAUAAUCAAGGAUGA
This is a messenger RNA of Rotaria sp. Silwood2, 498 nucleotides long. The record is from the annotation of a GenBank genome assembly. Lineage: Eukaryota; Metazoa; Rotifera; Eurotatoria; Philodinida; Philodinidae.